Molecule: messenger RNA, 1005 nt
Organism: Arctia plantaginis
Lineage: Eukaryota; Metazoa; Arthropoda; Insecta; Lepidoptera; Erebidae
Source: the annotation of a GenBank genome assembly
AUGACACCUUAUAUACAUAUUAUUGGAACUCACGAUGGCGUAUUCCACUGUGAUGAAGUACUGGCGUGUUUUAUGCUCAAGUCUUUACCUGAAUACAAAGAUGCUGAAAUUGUUAGAACUCGGGACUUGAGUAAACUAGAAACCUGUGAUAUAGUAGUGGAUGUUGGAGCUGUUUUUGAUCAUGAAAAGAAGCGAUAUGAUCACCAUCAGAGGGAGUUUACUAAUACACUCAGCAUGUUGAAACCAGAACUUGGUGACAAGUAUAAAAUUAAAUUGAGUUCCGCUGGUUUAAUUUACACAUAUUAUGGUGACCAAGUUAUUAGGCAAUUGGUGCCAAAAGAUGCAACUCUUAACAAUGUAGACAUUGGAAUUGUAUACAAGAAAGUAUAUGAACAUUUCAUACAGGAAAUUGAUGCCAUAGAUAAUGGUGUACCAAUGUUUACAGAAGAACCUCUUUAUAAAAUACGCACCCACUUAAGUAAUCGGGUUGCAAGGUUGAACCCUGAUUGGAACACCGAGCAGGAAGUAGACAGUGACCAAAUAUUCACUCAAGCUAUGAAGCUUGUAAGUGAAGAAUUCCAAUUUAAUGUCAACUAUUUCGUCUCAGUUUGGCUCCCGGCAAGGAAUUAUGUAAAAUCAGCUCUGGAAAACAGAUUCCAGAUUCAUAAAUCGGGGCAAAUUGUUGAGUUCAAGGAGAGAUUCCCUUGGAAAGAACACCUAUUUGAUUUGGAAGAAGAAAUGAACAUUGGCCAUGAUGUGAAAUAUGUUUUAUUUAAGGAUAAACCAAACUCUUGGAGAGUCCAAGCUGUACCAGUUAGUCCCACAAGUUUUGUCACAAGGAAACCCUUAAAUAAGAAAUGGUGGGGUGUCCGGGACAAAGAAUUGAGUAAUGUAGCUGGUAUUGAAGGUUGUAUUUUUUGCCACUCUACUGGUUUCAUAGGUGGUAACACAACAAGGGAAGGAUCUUUAAAAAUGGCUAUUGCAAGUUUAGAAGCGAAUAUAUAG